This is a messenger RNA of Saccharomycodes ludwigii, 2196 nucleotides long. RefSeq names its product protein phosphatase regulator GIP4 (gene GIP4). The transcript has a single exon. Gene Ontology annotation, molecular function: protein phosphatase 1 binding; protein phosphatase regulator activity. The record is from RefSeq and is a predicted model, not a curated record. NCBI's taxonomy places the organism in Eukaryota, Fungi, Ascomycota, Saccharomycetes, Saccharomycodales, Saccharomycodaceae. Bases 1 to 2196 code for a protein of 731 amino acids. Gene Ontology annotation, cellular component: cytoplasm.
AUGUUUAAUCAAAGUAUAGCCAGAGCUGCUGCUGCAGCGUCAUUACCUUCAAUAAAAGGUGGCAUACCAUUCAAUAUUUUAGAUGCAAAAUAUAUACAGUUUGCCUAUUCAAUUGAUGAGCUACAUGACCUAAUUAAAUACCUUGGGCUACUUAUUGAACAUCUAGAAGACCCCAAAGAUAAUAAUAAUAAUAAUAACGGUCACGAAGAAUCCAAUGUUAUACCGCUAAUUAACUACGUUUUGUGUUUUGGGAGUGGCUGGCUUUUCAAUGUUAAUCCUAAUUUAAAAAAAAGAAUAAGCUUAUUAUGCGAGGGCAAAUAUGUAAAAUUGCAACAUGUUGAUGUUAUAUUAAAUACAAAUUUAGUGAAUUUUCAUUACGUUUUUCCUUCAGUAGAGGCAAAUAUUAAAGAAUACAAAACCAAAAUAUAUAAUAAACAACAUCAAAUUAAAUUGGCAAAAAGUUUUUUGGAAAUAUGUCAGAACACAUUAGAAUUUUACAAUUUGAAAUUGAAAACCGUAAUUAUAGAAAGAUCUGCAAACAGAAUACCCGAUUCAAGUGGACGUCCUAUUCCCUUGAAAAUAGAUGUAAUUAAAAAUUUUAGCAAAACUAGCAUCUUUUCGUUAAGUAUGGAUUUGGCGGUUUUAAUUACUGAUCCACAGAAAGACACCACUGAUUCAUCCUUCCGUAAUUUAAAUUUACAAGUUUUGAAAAAAUUUUAUCAAAGUAUAAAAAAUCAUAUUAAGCUAAAAAUCGAUCCAUAUUAUACACAAUUAUCACACUUUUCUGGCAAUCCAAGAUCACAGUCUAUAGUGACUCAAUUAACACAUUGGGAAUUAACUUUCCAUAUAAUGUAUGCCUUUAUGUUAAACAUGUUACAUAUAGUAACGUUAUUAUCAUCAUUGCUCGAUCAAAUAUACAUACCCAACAAGGAAUUUUUUAAUAGCAAAUUAGUAUUGCUGUCAAGCGAAAAUAUUGAAGAAUACAAAAAUUUAUUGAAGAAUUUAGAAACAAAAGAACAUGUCUUGCAACUUGAAAAAAUACUAAACACUUUUUUAAAAGAUAAAAUAACAUUAUAUUUCCAAUAUAGUACUAUCAACGAUGUUUACAAAAAUUAUAUCAUUCAAUGCAGGGCUAUUUUGGAGAUUCAGAUUGAAAAUAUAGAAAGUUGGAUAAAGUGUUGGAUUUUUAUUGGUAAAGGUUAUGAAGAUGCCAAAAAGUUAUAUAAAGAUAUGCCUGAAGAAAGGCUGGACAACCUUAUUGAAGAAAGAUUAGUAAAUAAUAAACUAUUUGAUAAAGAGGGCAAUUGGAAUACAAGCAUUAACGCUGAUGCUUAUAAACGUCAACUUUUAAAAAGGAACUCUAAACCCGUUAACAGUAAAAUAGUAACAGACCCAUCAAGGCUUAAAAGUAAUAACAAACUAAAUGGUCUGACAAAAAAGGUUAUAGAACAGGCUAAUGGCACCAAGCUUUCAAGAACUUCUUCCAUUGAAAAGAUAGACAAUAAUGCGAAAGUAGCUUUAGAAGGAAACUCAAGAUCAAAUUCCAUCAAAAGACAGCGACAAGAAACACAGCACUUAACUAGACAGGAUCAGCAAUUCAAAACUACGAAGACAAACACUGGUACAGAAGAAAUGUUGUCAAAUGAACCCACCUUAAAAUCAUCAGAUGCCAAAAUUGCAGCACAGAAAUCACAUUUAAAUCAGAAAUCGCUUUCUGAUAAUAACACUAACAUCAAAACAGAUCCUAAACAGAGAACUACUGGUUCUAAAACAUCUUUGAAUAGUUCAUCAUCACCGGGGGUUUUGCAUAAUUCCUACGAUAAUUAUGUUACUAAGGAAGAAGGAUCUGAAGAAAAACAGUUAACUUUUUUGUUUAAAGAAUUAAAUGUCACGGAUACUAGUCCUAUUGAUCAGGAUUCAAUAGAUUACGAAGCACAAGGCGAGAAUUAUUCUACUGAAUCUCCAGAUAGGAGCUCAACUAAAACAAUAAUUAAAAAAGUUAGAUUUGCUGGAGUUCCACCAAUGUCUGAAAAUGAAGAUGUUAGGCCCACCAAGAAGGGCUGGUAUAAAAAACCAGCAGUAUUACACUAUCCAUCACCUUCUCCACAAAUUGCUCUUUUAAAUCUAAGAAAUAGGAAAAAAUUGGUAAGGCAGGAGGAAGGCUUCACAUUUAGAACUAGUUUAAGGGGUGACUAA